GGCAGCCAUCAUCUUUUUUCGACAUGUCAAUAAAUUCCUCAGUGGAAAGGUGAUGAAAGGCAAGGCAAGGCAAGGAGUCUACUGAGGUGGAACACCACUCAUUGAGCAAUGGAAGAACUGAUGCUCAUUGAAAUCAGCUAGGUGUAACUUAUCAGGCCCUCAAUGCCAAACAUUAAAACAAGUAAUUUCCUGAGAACCUGCGCCCUUUGCCACCCCCCUUUUUGGAGGAGUGCUUCAUCAGUUGUCAUCAAAUAGGGUCACAUCCUGGAUGAAUCCAGAAGAGUGGGUUGAUGGAGCAGAGGGGGAUGAGAAUGGAAUUGUCAAGAAGAGUAGAAAGGAUUGUGUUUGUCAGAAACGCUGCUUUGCUCUCUCUUGAAGAGGGUUGAAUCCAAAAUCCCUGUGACAAAAGGGUGAGAAGAUGCCAAAGACAUGGUAUUUUUUCCUGCUCUGUUGGCUGUCCUUGCGGCUUGAGGCUAAUCCUGGUCUUAAAGUGAGGAUUACUCAGAAGGGGCUGGACUAUGGGAGGAGGAUUGGGAUGGAGCUUGUGAAGCAAGCAGUAUUGAAAGAGACCUUCCCAAGCUGGAGUGGGCAGGAGAGUCUGUCAGUUGUUAAGAUCAACUAUGUCAUUUCCAGGCUUAGAAUUAAUGCUGUAGAUUUCCCAGAAACUUCUGCUUCUUUUAUUCCUGGCACUGGCAUUUGUCUGUCGGUGGCACGGGCUUCUGCUACAAUCAGUGCAGACUGGAGAAUGAACGCAUGGCUGCUCAAAGGCAAAGGAGAAAUUACUGUGUCCAUCUCAGGACUGUUUAUUUCCAUUAUCUUCAAAGUGUCACGGGAUAGCACAGGCCACUUGUCCACAUUGCUACACAAUUGCCAGCUGAGCAUUGAUAGUGUAAAAGUCAAGUUAAGUGGAAGAUCCAGCUGGAUCUACAGCUUCCUAUCUGGUUAUCUUGAGAAGCCCAUUCACACCAAAUUGGAUAAAAAUCUAUGCCUAAAUAUCAAAUACAAAAUCCAAAUGAUGGAUGCACAGCUUAGAAAGCAUAAGGUCUUAAGCCAGAUUGACGCCUUUGCUCAAGUAGACUAUUCCCUAGUUAGCUCUCCAGCAGUCUUCAAAUCACACAUUAACUUGGAUUUGAAGGGCACAGUCUAUCCUGUAGGUAAUCACACAGACCCUCCCUUUGUGCCAGCUCCGUUUGCUCUCCCAAACCAGGGUGAUUCCAUGAUAUACCUGGGAGUCUCCAAUUAUUUUCUAAAGUCUGCUUCACUGGCUUACUACAAAGCAGGAGCCUUUAACAUCACCAUCUCCGAAGAGCUUGCUACUACUUCUAGCUUAAAUACCUCCCUACUCAAAUAUUUUGUCUCCAAGAUGUCCCUGAGUCAGGCAGCAGCGUGCCCAGUGCUGCUGAAGCUGAUGGCCACAUCACCACCCACAGUCAGUUUAAAUGCAGACAGAUGCAUCCUACAGAUCACUGGCUCUGUAGAAGUGUUUGCUGCUCUGCCAAAUUCAACCACCCAGUACAUCUUUACAGGGAACCUAACAGCCAGUACCAGAGCCAAUUUGACAAUAACCAAAGAGAAGUUGAUUAUCUCAUUACUUCUGAAGAGGUUCCAGUUCUCCCUACUGCACUCCAGUCUUGGUUUCCCUGAGCAGAAGUCAGUGGUGGAGAAUUUUCUGUCGUAUGCUUUACGGAGAGUAGUAAUCCCAGUAAUCAAUGAUAAACUAGGAAAAGGAUUUCCUGUUCUUAAUUUGGCCCACACUAGCCUGACUGGACCUGCAAUAAAAAUGAAUCAGGGUCAUCUGGUUAUUUCCACUGAUGUUCACUACCAGCCAGAGGAUGGGGAAGAUGAGGACCUCCACAGCCACUCCUGAUGUCUUUUUACUUCUAAAGAAUAAAAAGAGAAAAAUGUAGUUUUCCUUCUGUUAGCUCGUAGGGAGUAGAUGCUAUAACAUUAGGAGCAUGGCUUUUCAUCACUAUUUUUAGUGUUUUAGUAAAACUUUUUAAGCACUUUUCACAAAGUGAAUGUGUCGGUUUUUAGUACAGUGAGUGUAGCUAACUGUUAUUGAUGCUUUGGAAAAUUUGUUGCAGCUUGAUCAGAAGGAGUGACUAGUUCUUUUCACUAGAGUUAUAGACACUACAUUUUGUUAAUUUUAGGAACAAUUUCUUGCAUUAUUCAAUUUAUCUCCAUUCGUGUUGGCAAAAUUUUGUGUAUGGAGUGAAAUCUUAUUCUUGGUAAAUGUUUCACAAUUUGUCCCUUUGUAACUGGAUAGCAAGAGUGGGAAGAAAUUUAUAAAAUCCAGUUAAUUGCCAUAUAGUUAUAGAAUCAUAUAGUCUAGUUCAGAACACUGGCUCAAAACAGGACUAAUUAUAUAAGGUUACUGAGCACUGUGUCCAGUCAAGUCUUGAACUCCUUCAAGGAUGGAGGUUCCACAGUCUCUCCAGGCAAUCUGUUCCACUCUUUAACUCCCUUCAGAAUAAUUUUUUUUCCUAAUAUCAAAUCAGCAUUUCCCAUGUUCCAGCUUGUUCUGUGGCCUUUUGUACUUUCACCACACACUUCCAAGAUGAGUUUGGAUCCAUUUUUUCUGUAGUCUCUGACCAAACCAUUGCAGGCAACAAAAUGGCCUUUCAAGCCCUCUCUUCUCAAAUCUGAACAGGCCUAAUCUCUCAGACUCUCCUUGUAGUUCACGUUCUCAAGCCCCCUUGAGAACCC
Molecule: messenger RNA, 2706 nt
Organism: Empidonax traillii (willow flycatcher)
Lineage: Eukaryota; Metazoa; Chordata; Aves; Passeriformes; Tyrannidae
Product: BPI fold-containing family C protein-like
Exons: 16
Coding region: 419-1867 (482 amino acids)
Molecular function (GO): lipid binding
Source: RefSeq, a predicted model, not a curated record